AUGGAUUUCACCGGCGGAGAAAUUUGCGCCGCCCAGGAAGAUUGGGACGCCAUUGUGCCCGCGCCACUAGACAGCGCCGUCAUGGAGGAGGACGAGAAGCGCGCGGGCUGCGGCUGCCUCCACCUCUUGCGACGCCUCUUCCCUAGGAAGAAGAAGAGCAAGAGGGCAAAAAGUAACCAAAGUAAAGUAAAUGUAAUAUUUGAAAGUAACGAGAUGAAGAAAGACGAGGAAGAGCAAACCGUGGAAGGCUACGAGCGUGUCACUCGCGCCAUUGUGCACGUUGACGCAGUGCAGGACGAGGGCGAGGAGCACACCGCGGAGGUCCAGGAGAAUGAAGAGGAGCUCAAAGUAGACUCCUCGGAAAGGAUUGAGCCAGAGGUACAGGGAGAGGUGCCCAGCGAGGGAGCAAAGGACCGGAAAGAGAAGGAAGGAGAGGUGAAGGCGACCACGGAGGGCUGGACAGUGGUCCGCAGCAAGAGAAGGCACAGGAAGGUGCAGGCGCUGCCUGCCGUGCCUGAGAGGAAGCCUGCCGUUGAAGAGCAGGCUCCUCGUCCCCCACAGGCUAAGGCAGCGCCUUGCAGAGAGGGGAAGAACGGGCCCGCGACACAGAGCGCGCGGCCCGCCGUGCCUGAGAAGAAGCCUGCCGCUAAGCAGCAGGCUCCUCGUGUCCCCAAGGCCGGGACCGCGCCUCGCAGAAAGAGGCAAGAAGGGUCUGGGACGCAGCGCGCGCCCAACAGCGUGCGCUGCUCUUGGGAGGAGAAGGCAGCGGAGGCCGCGGUGCCAGUGGCGCCUCCCAUGCGGCGCUGCAUUGUCGGGCCGCGCGGCGCCACCCUCCGGCAGGUCCACCAGCAGUUUGCUGGAGUGCGAGUGACGGUGCCGCCCCCCAAGGACACCGUCACCGCCACCGUCAGGGUGCGCGGCCCCCCGCGGCAGGUCGCCGCAGCCGUGGCGCACCUGAAGGGCCUGCUGCACGAGGCGGAGGUGAUCGAGGCCCGGGUGGCAGUGGCGCCACACCAGCGGCGUCACGUGGUGGGCCACCGCGGCGUCACCGUCAGGGAGCUGAAGCAGCAGUUCCCUGACGUGUCUGUGACGGUCCCUCCAGCAGGAGACCUCGAGUAA
Messenger RNA from Portunus trituberculatus (swimming crab), 1119 nucleotides. RefSeq names its product neurofilament medium polypeptide-like. Lineage: Eukaryota; Metazoa; Arthropoda; Malacostraca; Decapoda; Portunidae. Gene Ontology annotation, molecular function: RNA binding. The record is from RefSeq and is a predicted model, not a curated record. The transcript has a single exon. The coding region runs from base 1 to 1119 and encodes 372 amino acids.